CGCUAAUAUCCAUACAAUCCAAUUAUUUAAUGACAGAAUGUCGAUCCAAAUUCUAAAAAUAUUUUGUUGUAAUUAGUGCACGUUUUGAGUAAUUUCCAAUUAAAAUCCAUGCCACAAUUAGUACACCUGCAGUGUUUAUUAUUAUAUGUGGCUAAAGCGCUAGAGACGGUUUUGUUGAAUGCUUUUUUUUGUUAGUAAUUUUUUCGCGAAUUUAUUACUUUGGAAUUUGGUCUACUGUUUUUUUUUCUAAGUACCUACCUAUAUUGUUUGUCAACAAUUCAAGAUUUUGCUACUUUUAGUUUAUUAGAUUAAAAAAAAAAAAAAAUGGAAAAUAAAGAAAUUUCUGUUGAAAUAGUCACCAAUAAAAUAUACUUUGUAGAAGAAGCCAUGAAUAUUUCUUUCAAAUUUAUCAAUAAAUCUUUGAAACCAAAAUACUCUGAUUGGAUUGCAUUAUAUAAAUGUAGCAGCAAUAGAAAUUUAGAAGAAUUUGUUGCAGUAGAAACUGAUUUAAAAAUCCACACACCAACAAAGUAUGGUUUUUAUCAAGUUAAAUUUUUUGCAAAUCAGUUGAAGAAUGUUGAAUGUAAUAUAGCCUAUGAAUUUCUUUAUGGAAAUGAAUUUAAUGAGAUUUAUGGAAUUAGUCAUCCAAUACGUUUUAUUCAUCAAAAUGAAUGUAUUUAUUGUUAUCCCAAUAAUUCAGAAUUAGAAACAAAUCAUUGUAAUAGUUGUGUUUCUCAGGAAUUAAUUAAUUCAUUAUUAGCCCAUAUUUCUACUUUGGAUAGUCAAUUGACUGACUGCAAAAUAAAAUCUAAUGAGAUUAUAUCAUUGAAUAAACGUUUAAUGGCUCAAAUGAAUGAAAACGAAGUAAUUGUUAAAAAAAAUAAUGAAUUCUUAAAUGAAUUGUUUUAUUCUAAUGAACCUGUGACUAGAGAUGAAUAUAAGUGGAUCGAAACAUGUUCUGAUAUUGAUUUAAAAAUGAGUUGUAUUGAAAGCAACGAAUAUGAACUACAAGAUUUAUCAAAUCAAAAUUAUGAAUUAGAAAAAGCAUUAGAAAAGUUCACUAAAAAAGAAGAGGACAAAGAAAUUGACGAUGUUCAGUCCCUUAACACUGAUAGUUACAAGAUGCUAGAUUGUACAGUAAAUGUAGAAAGUGUGUUUACACCAGAGCCAUCAAAAGCAACUAUUGUGUUUAUUGACAGCGAUGAAGAUGAUGUUUAGUUGUUUCAAUAUUGUUAUUAUUGAAAAUAUCAAUAAGAAUUUACAUUUAUAUUUUAAUAUAAAAUGAUUACUUAUUCUAAG
Melanaphis sacchari is the source of this 1299-nucleotide messenger RNA. RefSeq lists its product as uncharacterized. The coding region runs from base 325 to 1218 and encodes 297 amino acids. The record is from RefSeq and is a predicted model, not a curated record. Lineage: Eukaryota; Metazoa; Arthropoda; Insecta; Hemiptera; Aphididae. The transcript is spliced from 8 exons.